Messenger RNA from Hyalella azteca, 3056 nucleotides. RefSeq names its product glycoprotein-N-acetylgalactosamine 3-beta-galactosyltransferase 1-like. The transcript is spliced from 12 exons. Bases 307 to 1641 code for a protein of 444 amino acids. The record is from RefSeq and is a predicted model, not a curated record. Gene Ontology annotation, cellular component: membrane. NCBI's taxonomy places the organism in Eukaryota, Metazoa, Arthropoda, Malacostraca, Amphipoda, Hyalellidae. Gene Ontology annotation, molecular function: N-acetylgalactosaminide beta-1,3-galactosyltransferase activity.
AGGUAUUAAAUCCUGUAAAAAAAGGCAACUCAUACAUUUUUUAGUCAAGAUGCUAUUUGAUUCUUGUUUCUGAUGCUACCUUGUCUAGAAAAUUCUUGCCAAGUUUUGCAAGAAUAUAAUGCAUAAAAAACAACUAUAAUUGCAAUUUAAUAAUACUCAAGACUGCUUUGAAGACAUGAAACUAAUUUGCUCCCAAGCCACAGCUGAUUCUGAACCUGCUUCUGGAAGGUCUCCCCUGUCAUACUCUCCAUCAGCCUAGAAGACGCAAGUUCUGCUGCUGCUACUACUCCACUUGGUGGUGGUAAAAUGGCUUCCAGGAAAUUCAUCCUUACUCUUUCUUCGGGAAUGAUCUGUGGUUUCUUCUCAUUCUAUUUGUUAAACAGCUCAUUAUCUUACGCACCUGGGAGCCUCAACCCUCGCAUCUAUCAAGGCGCAAGCCUCACCCACUAUGGCCACGCUCACACCCAUGAGGAGAUGGAGGGUUGCAGAUACCACCAGCCUGGGCAACAUGAAAUGGGCCCAGGAGUUGUGUUGAAGGAUGUCCUGGGGUCUGGUUUAAUUUUCUGGUUUUUAGACCCAACUCUUGAUGCCGUGUACAGGGUCAAAAGUAGGCAGGCAAUCAAUCUCAAUUCGGAAGCAUUGAAAUUGGCCUCUGAAGUGCGUGUUUUAUGCUGGGUGAUGACAAGUCCAGAUAAUCAUGAGAAGAAAGCUAAGCAUGUGCAGGCCACAUGGGCCAAACGCUGUGACAAAACCAUCUUUAUGAGUUCACAAGCAGAUGCUGAUUUGAAUGCAGUAGCUGUGACAGAUGGUGAAGGCCGCAACCGCCUGUGGGAGAAAACAAAGAACUCCUUCAAGUAUCUGUACGAGAACCACCUCAAUGAUGCCGACUGGUUCCUCAAGGCAGAUGACGACACGUACGUUGUGGUGGAGAACUUGAGAUAUUUCCUGAGUUCCUACAACAGCUCAGUGCCUCUCUGGUUUGGUAGGAAGUUUCGCAAAUUUCUGAAGAAUGGCUACAUGAGUGGAGGGGCGGGUUAUGUGCUCAGUAAGGAGGCCGUCAAAAGACUUGUUGAGGAAGGCUUGCCCAACCCCAAGAAGUGCCGUAAGGACGGCAAUGGAGCCGAGGAUGUCGAAAUGGGGAAAUGUCUUCAGAAUCUUGGCGUGAUGGCGGGCGAUUCUCGCGACGAGAUGGGCAGAGAAAGAUUCUUCCCGUUCGUGCCUGAGCAUCACCUCGUGCCCGGCCUUAUUAUUAGAAUUGGUUUAUUUUAUAUUUAUAUCCACUUCACCACUUGUCAGGGCAUGAACUGUUGCUCGGACACCGCCGUGUCGUUCCAUUACGUGACCCCAGGCCUGAUGUAUCAACUGGAGUACCUGCUCUACCACCUCAGACCUCACGGCAUCCUGUCGCACGAGCCUGCGUCUCCUGCACUGCCUCCUGACGCCAAGAGCCUCCCUAAGGAGGCGUUCAAGAGACAGACAUUUGAAGGGAAGCGAGGCCUUGCCGCAGCUGAAGCCACUGAGUCUGCUCCAAAGAAGUCCAACCAUUCUUCACUUAAGGAAAAUUCGGCCGCGUCGCAAGUCUCUUCUUCUGAUACAAAUGAUAGAGUUGCAGCUUCGGCUGAUAUUAAGCAAAAGAGGUAGAACUAGAAAUGAAAUUAGGAAAAUUAAAGUGAUUUCUGCUACUUUCUCCAAAGAUGUGUGCGUUCGGGUCCAAUCUGCUAUUUUAAGGAGAGUUUUUUUUUAAUGUGUGGCUUUCUAGUUUCAUUUGUUCUCUAGUAUAGAUGCGCUAGUCUGAUUUAUUCUUACACGUGAUUUUCAUCUGAUAAGGAGGCUUUUGAAGCCAAUGUUAUACUCGCUUUUAUUUAAAGAUCUCUUCGGUUACACAACAUCUCAAUAUUAGCGGAUGAUACUUAUUAAUUUUGCUAGUCAUUCUUUGCCAUCUAUCUUGUUAAAUCAAUUAACAUUUUUUUCAACAAAAUGAUUAUUGCAUACGGUACUUAUCGUUUUACCAUACAAUUUUCUUAGCUGACAUCAGCACAUCACGAUUACAAUUGUUAAGUCUGCAUAGGCACACGAAGUUAUUUCAGUUUCAUUCACUGGUUAAUUUUGUACGACACAAAGCUUUACGAUCAAUGCAAUGAUUAUGUACUUAUUAAUGCUAGUGUUGUAGCAACUUGUUGUGAACUGAGCUCUUGUUUCAUGUUCUACGUUACUAAAUGGCUUAUUACAACAUUAAGAAUGUCAUUAAUUGUGUUAUGCUUGUGGCUAAACUGGAAAGCGACAGGUCCGUCAAGAUUGCAAAUUGAUGUUCCGAGUUUUGUAUGGAUACUCGAAUAGAAUAUAACAAUUUUCUGAAAAUUUCGUCCUGCACUAUGUAAUAAGAGCAGGUGGCCGAUGUUGGCCACUGCAUGAAAUCUCAGGCCAGUUUUGAGCCGCGGUUAUUAUCUCACUUCAGAUCCAGGCCGCCAUUUCAAAGCUAAUGAAGCCCCCACUGUUUCACCAUCAAAAUUAAACUAAUUCAAAUUAUUACUUCAUGGCGGAGCACCUUUAUACCACUGCACACCUACUAUUUAGUGCCAUUGAAAACUAUCAUGUUAACUUCAUUUAAUAUUUAGCGCUUCAAUUGCGGUGCAAAAUUAAUUUUUUUGUUAAUCGGGCUAGUUAUGUUGACUUUAAUUUGUUAUUUUAAGUAAUAGUCAGGGUCACUAAUAAGUAUUAGUAACCCUGAGUAACCUAAUGUAUUAGUCAGUCACUAAUACUUUGAAUUGAAUUUGAUACACGUUGAUGAUUUGUUGGGCUCAAAAUUGGUCAAAUAUACCUUGAUUGUCAACAUGUCUCUAACUUAAGUAUGUAUUUCCGUAUGUUUAUUUCACGUGUGAAACAUAUCGUGUGCUCAGAGGUAAACGGGUAAUUUGGGUAACUAUUAAAUAAAUGCAUUCCUGGGAUGAAAGUUGAGAAGGUGUAAUUAGAUUCUAGUUUUGAAAUAGACAGGAUAAAUAAUAAUGUUCCAUAAAUCCAUUCCAAGAAUGAGUGCUGUUUUUUUAUUAAGUAAUGGA